UUGCUCGAUCAGUCGGAUCGGUCAAAUUUUUAGUCACAGCAACUAGACUUUUUUGGUUACAGCAACCAAAAUUUCGGUUACAGCAGCUAAAUUUUUGAUGCCCAUAUCACUAAACCGGGCGGAUAGAACGGAAUUUGACCGUGGGUAUCACAAUUUUGAUGGCUGCAACGAAGCAGUGUAGACGAGGGGGUUGUCACUUGAGUACUGCGUACACGUCCGUCAUAGAGGCGCUCAAAUACAGUAGCCGAAAUACAGUAGGCCUAUACCGCGCCGUAGAGUCGCCGUUUGGGCCAUGAUUUUGGGUUUACGUGGCCCAAGGCAGUCGUUAGCUCGGGACAACCCGACCUGACCCAGUCUUGUCUAUAUUCAGUAACACUACGUCGACCCGUGUGGGCUAGUCAGUCGGGUCAGUCAGACCCGCUCGGGCCAGCUGGACCCACCCGACCCGGGCUGCGGGUCUGCUGGACCUGCCUCGGCCAGCCCGGCCCAGCAGUUCACGGGCUUCCCCUCACCCCGCGUCUCCCUGCCCCUCACCUACAAUUUUGUUGGCUCCAGGCUUGGGUCGGAUGGGUCUACUGUUCUGUUGCUCGACCCAACUGACCCAUGCUGGUCCAGGCGGGCCCGUCAGACCUUACACCUCCCGCCGCUGGACCACUGGACCCGCACGGGUCCGUCUAGCCCACCUCUCAGAGAAAUGGCAAUUUAACAGCACAAAUAAUCCGUAGCGUGAGGCUGGGUCAGUCGGGCCGCCCAAACGGCGUCUCUACCGCGCCGUAAUUGCUGGCAAAUGGGUGAUGUUCUGUCGGUUGCCUACUUACAUGUGCCAAUUGUCUGCUGUUGAUAUGAAAGUUUGAAGUCAGAGGGACGGGUGGAACGACAACAAACCCCAGCUGCCCAACUGCGCGGGAUUUUUCGUUCUGUUUUACGAAAGGGUGUAAUGGGAAAUAUGUCCACCCUCUCUCAAGCAGUCUCAAGUCUCUCAAGUUUCUCAGUUGGAAUGGUUGAAAACGCCGACUGGGGCGCGCCACCCCAACGUAAGAUAACCUACCACAAGGUGUCUAGAAAAUUUAACACGGGUAAUGUACCUGCUAACAUGGGCAAUGUUACAUCCAGUUAAGAAUUUUGUCGUUUCCCUCCACGCGGAGGGCGAGAGGGAAGCGCGGGCGGCGAAGCGGGGUAGGGUAGGUAGGCAGUUCUUCCGCCACUGCCUCCCCGCCCGCACCCUACCCCUCGCCCGCCACGCGCCGGCGUGACAAGCCGUCGUAAUAACCCUUUUUGAAGUUUGAAGAAGGAUAUAACUCAGGACUGGUUGCUUGAGCUGGUUGGCCAGCCCGCCAGCCCGCUUGGACGAAUGAGCCGCCAGCGCGCCAGCAGCGCCAGCAACAAACCUGACUGCGAAUAGUAAAUAUAUGGACGCAGUGUCGACUACGACUACCGACUAGACUGCGCUUAACCGCAGCGUCAAGCGUCAAACAAACACAACCCACAAGUCACAAGUUGAGAGUUCUUAUUUUGUGCCUGCCACCUCUUCUUUUGGUGAAAUGGCCGCUCAAAAUAUUGACUUGGUUGACGAGGAUGCUGCUGAUCUACAAUUUCCGAAAGACUGUACCAUGACUUCUGAGACAGAUUUUGAAGAACGGUUCUCUGAUACAUGUUAUAUUUGUGGGAUGUGGCUCCGUGAGCCAUACAUAACUUGUGUUGACUGCAAAAACACUUUGAUUUGUACUAAGUGCUUUGCCAGUGGUGGAGAGCGCAAUAAUCAUUAUAACUAUCAUAAAUAUUCUGUGAUUCGCAAUGAGUUUCCUUUAUUGGGCAACUGGACUGCUAAAGAAGAAUUAGCGCUACUCGAGGCAAUGAUUGAAUUUGGAGCUGACAAUUGGACUGAUAUCGCCAAGAAAGUUUCUUCAAGAUGUGAAGAGGAAUGUAUGAAGCAUUACUUCUGGUUUUAUUCAGAAAACUCUGACCUUCAGCUUCAAGUGGGAGAAACCUUUUCCUCACACAGAGUUGAAACAGCUCAGCAAACUGUUAUGACACCAUUCAGUAGAUAUGUUUCCAAUUCUAAAAAGAUUUCUGACUUUGAAGGGCCAGAUGACCAUGCCCAGCUAUCAAAGAAUAGUUAUUCGCUAAAAUUAAAACUAAAUCCCUAUCUUAAACAGCAACAGCAGCUGUAUCAAAGAGCAGAUCUUUCCCGCCCUCUCUUUGAAUGUCGCGCUACGCAGUUUAUUCCUGGUUACAAUGCAGCUCGUGGAGAGUUUUCUGUUGAAUUCGAUGACAGUGCUGAGCUAAUGGUUGCUGAAUUAGACUCUGAGAUAGCUGAUCCAGAGGACAAUGAUUAUGAAGUUCUGACCGAUAUGCAAGUAGCAAUAGUUGAAGCUUAUAAUGGGCGGCUUAGAGAAAGGAAGCGGAGAAAGCAGAUCAUUAGGCAUCAUGGACUGCUGCUUUUGCAGAAAACAAUUGGAUGGCUCCAAAGAUUUGAGGGAACCAUUGGUAGAGAAAUAGCUGAAAAGUUGACUGGUCUAAUGCGUGUCUUAAAUGGGAAGAAGUUUGAUUUCUUAAUGGAAAGUCUCCAUGCUAUGGGUGAAACUCGAGCUAAAAUAAAACAGUUGAAAGAACUGCGUGACAAAGGCAUUACAAGUCAUAGGGCUAAUAAAUUGUAUGCUCAAUUAUCCGAUCUACGCAAUCAGGUCAAAAAAGAUGGCCCUAUUUUGAGUGGCACUUUCCUGCCAUGGUCAGGAGCAAAUGCUCCAGCAGUACCAAUUCAAACAUCUGCUCCAAGAAAAAAACCACCUCCACUGGAUAUAAUGACACUCCCUGGUUAUGAAAAGCUUACGCCCUCAGAACGAGAAUUAUGCUCCAAUCUUAGACUUGCCCCGCUUUCAUUCCUUGACUUCAGAGACAUUCUUGUCACUGAAAGUCGUAGAAACCCUGGCAGUUCUCUGAAACUUGCUCAAGCAAGAGUUCUUAUUAAAAUUGAUGUAAACAAGACGAGAAAGCUCUAUGACUUUUUGUUGAAUGAAGGUUAUUUUACUCAGGGAACAUAGCUUUUGUAUCUAUAUUUAUAACUUUUGAAAACUAAAACAAUAAAUUAUCUUUCCUUAAAA
Molecule: messenger RNA, 3101 nt
Organism: Frankliniella occidentalis (western flower thrips)
Lineage: Eukaryota; Metazoa; Arthropoda; Insecta; Thysanoptera; Thripidae
Product: DNA-directed RNA polymerase II subunit Rpb4-like
Exons: 3
Coding region: 1542-3041 (499 amino acids)
Biological process (GO): transcription initiation at RNA polymerase II promoter; positive regulation of translational initiation; nuclear-transcribed mRNA catabolic process, deadenylation-dependent decay
Cellular component (GO): nucleus; P-body; SAGA-type complex
Molecular function (GO): translation initiation factor binding; chromatin binding; nucleotide binding
Source: RefSeq, a predicted model, not a curated record